UGGUUACAUUAUAUACUCUGUGCUUUUUGUUAUCAACUGUUAUGUCAAGUCAAAUAAGAUCUGAGAUUUGGUAAUUGGUUAGAAUGCAGAAAUGUCUCUUAAAAUAUCUAAUUUAUUAAAUGUAUUUAUAGUAUAUUUAGUUACAUUUACAACAACAUGCUAUGCAAAUGACAUAUUAGGAUGUGGUGGUUUUGUGAAAAGUCAUGCGAGCUUGGAUUAUUCCAAAAUAGAGAUCGGCUUGUACACGAAGGAAGGUAGCUUAAAAGAGAAAACGGAAUGCGCCCCUACUAAUGGAUAUUAUUUUUUGCCAUUAUAUGAAAAAGGCGAAUACAUAUUAAAGGUGCAUCCUCCCGCUGGGUGGAGUUUUGAGCCCUCGCAAGUUGAACUCGUAAUAGAUGGCGAGACAGACCAGUGUUCUACUGGUCAGGACGUAAACUUCUCUUUUAAUGGUUUUGGUAUAACUGGGAGAGUGAUCACCGCAGGACAAAAGCAAGGGCCAAGUGGAAUUGAUAUCCAACUCGUUAACGAGAAAGGUGAUGUUAGAAGUACAGUAACAACCACUGGUGGUGAUUUUCAUUUCACACCUGUUAUACCAGGAAAAUAUUUAGUUAAAGCAAGUCAUUCUAAAUGGAAAAUUGAGCCAUCUCAGACUGAAGUGCAAGUGAAGGAAGGCAAUACAGCUCUGCCAGUGGGAUCUUUGACUGUGAAGGGCUAUGAUGUCUCAGGAUCUGUCAUAUCUUUCGGCAGCCCUAUCAGUGGAAUCUAUGUUCUGCUAUAUUCAAAAGAUGAAAAUCAAAAAUUCCGAGUGGAAGGAUGUAAAACUGCCCUACUGCAAGGAGUUCCAGAUGCUCCAAUUUGUUACUCAGUAACAGAUGCGGCUGGCGAAUUCAAAUUUGGUCUAGUACCUGCUGGGGAGUACAAGCUGUUGGCUAUGACCAACUCUCCUGGUCAAGUUCUUGUCACAUACAAUAUCAAACCGGAUGCUGUGCCUUUCACUGUGCUUCAUGACAGUUUAUACAUCAAGAAUGCUUUUGAAGUGACGGGGUUCAACGUGCGCGGGCGGGCUCUGCGCACUGCGGACGGCGCGGCGGGCAUGGCGGGUGCGCGCGUGCUGCGUGGGGGGCGCGCCGUGGCCACCACCGACGCGGACGGCUGGUUCACUCUCACGGGCCUCAAGCCAGCCACCUACACUCUCACUUUCCAGCAUGAGGAGUGCGAGUGGGACGAGGUGCAGCUGGUGGUGGCGAGCGGCGGGCCGGGCGCGGCGCUGCGCGCGGCGGCGGCGCGCUGGCGCGUGUGCGGGGACCUCGCGCCGCCCGAGCCGCGCACGCUGCUGCUGCGCCCCGACCUGCGCCCCGACCUGCGCCCCGACCUGCGCCCCGACCUGCGCCCCGACCUGCGCGUGCGCGCCGGCGACGACGGCAAAUGGUGUGCGUUUCUACCUCCGGGCGAUUACACGGUGAAGGUCGAAGUGAGUGAGCAGGAACAGAGGGAAGGUCUCCAGUUCUACCCGGCGGCGCAGGCGGUGCGCGUGCUCGGCGCGGCGGCGGGCGGCGGGUCGUUCGGGCAGGUGCGCGCGCGCGUGGCGGGCGCCGUGCGCUGCGCCGCGCACUGCGCGCGCCUCGCCGUGGCGCUGCGCCCGCUCCAGCCCGACGGCGGCUACGCGGGCCCGCCGCGCUACGCGCAGGUCGUCGACGGCGAGUACAGCUUCGAGGAGGUGGUGCCGGGCGGCGUGGAGCUGUCGGUGGAGGGGCCGCACCUGUGCUGGGAGCAGGCGGCGCACAACGUGGCCGUGACGCAGCGCCAGCACACGGCGCCGCCCUUCCGCCUGAGCGGGCUGGCGCUGCUCGUGUCCGCGUCGCACGCGCUGCAGCUGGACUACGAGGGCCCGACGCGCGGCGUGCUGGCGGUGCCGGCGGGCGACAGUCGCCAGUGCCUGCCGCCGGCCGAGCGCUACACGCUGACCCCGCGCGGCUGCCACCGAGUGCAGCCCGCCAGCGCGCUGGUGCAGCUGGGGGGGCCGGACGUGCCGCGAGUGCGCUUCGUGGCGACGGCACACGCGGCCGUCGUCGAUAUAGUCUCCCCGGAACCUGCGACGGACGUGGUCCUCCAGAUCGUCAAGGACGGGCAGCGGCUCGAGGAGGUGCCUCUGCAGCCGAUCGAACGGGAUGGUGUAUACGUGUACGAGCACACCAUGUAUUUGGAGGAGGGCUCGGUGGCGACGGUGUCGGCGCAGUCGUCGUCGCUGCUGUUCAGCCCGCGCGGCGCCGUGCGCGUGUCGGGCGGCGCGGACUGCGCGCGCGUGCUGUCGCUGCGGGCGGCGCGCGCGCUCGUGCUGGCCGGCCGCCUGCAGCCCUCCGUGUCCGGCGUGCUGCUCACCCUGGAGGGCGGCGAUGUAAAACUGACCCAGACGACGGAAGCAGACGGCAAAUAUAGCUUCGGUCCGUUGGACGCGGACGUGCAGUACACGGUGCGGGCGGAGAAGGAGUCCUACGCCUUCGACGAGCCCGACGAGAACGGAAUAAUCGUUGCGCACAAGCUGGCGGAGAUCGCCGUGACGCUUCGCGACCGGGCCGACCACGCGCCGCUGGAGGGCGCGCUGGUGUCGGUGUCGGGCGGCGCGUUCCGGCGCAACGUGGCGUCGGGCGCGGCGGGCGCGCUGCGCUUCGCGGCGCUGUCGCCGGCGCAGUACUACGUCAAGCCGCACAUGAAGGAGUACCGCUUCGAGCCGCCGCACGCCAUCGUCGCCGUGGAGGACGGCCAGGAGCACCGCGUCGCCUUCGAGGGUAUCCGCGUGGCGUGGUCGCUGCUGGGCCGCGUGGUGUCGCUGGGCGGCGCGGGCGCGGCGCGCGUGUCGCUGCGCGCGCGGCCCGCCUCCCCCCCCGCGCAGCCGCACUGCGCGCAGCAGGACGCCACCUCCUCCGACACGGGACACUUCAGAAUACGUGGCCUUUCGCCUGGCUGCAUGUACGUCGUGGAGCUGAAGGAGUCGGUGGAGCCUGAACUGGCUGGCAUCGUGCUCGCAAAGCAGCCGCCUCCAUUUGAAGUCAAAGAAAAAGAUAUCGAAGACGUCCGACUUAUAAUCAUCCAACCCAAUCACUUAACGGAUGCGAACGUGUUAAUCCGGACUCCCAACAUUGACCACUACAAGACUCUCAGACUGACCCUCGCCUUGGAGGCGACCCCACACACCCCUAUAUAUACAACGAAGCUGGAUCCACUCGGCUACAACCAGUUCAAUAAUCCGGGACUAAUGUACACUAUGCCGAGGUUGCCGGCGGACAAUAAGACUUAUGUCCUUCAAAUAGAGUCAACUUUGUCGAAAGUAAGCCAUUCGUACGAGGAGCCGGUGUUCUACUUCAAUUCAGAUGGGAAAUUUAGAUCUUUCGAUAUUGACUUUGAACCAAAGCUGCGCUCGUCGGAGCAGGAGCUGCGGCACAGCCCGCUGGCGCUGCUGGCGCUGCUGGCGCUGGGCGCGCUGUACUCGCAGCGCGCGCGCCUCGCCGCCCUGCGCCCGCUCGCCGCCGCGCGCCCGCGCCGCGCGCCCCGCGAGCGCUCCUAGACUACACCGGGGCUCGGACACCUGCCCUGUUUCCACUUCUAAUACUCUCGUAAAAUGAUGAUUGAUGAAUGAUCCACGCCAUUCAUGGACUUUUAUUUGUCACCUUUAAUAUCUGACUACAAAAAUACUUAUUAAUGUAAACCUAUAAGCCUAAAUGGAUAAUAAUGGCUGAAGUGAAACGGCGGGCGGUGCUGGUCAUUGUAUUAUUGUAACUCAGGAGACAAAUAAGGAGCUCGAGGUAUUGCUGGUCUCAAAAGUAGUGCCCUGUUGUGAAGAAUUGUAAAUACUCCACGUGAAUAAUUAGUUAACUUCAUUGAAUUUAAAAAACACGUUUCAGUCAUUGAGUACUUCAUCUAUUUGGUUCUGUGUUUUUGUCCAUUAAAAUAAGUAAUUACAGAAAUCUUUUGAUAUAACAAAGUCAUUGUAAACAUUCCACUAUGGAAUUAAUUUUUAAAAAUAUCAAAACGGUAUUAUUAUUUAUUAAAUAUAAUAAUUAAACCAAAUGAUAGGAACAAAUUAUUUAAAUAAAAACGAAUUAUUCCAUGAAUUAUUAAGAAUGUAUUAAUUUAUAAAGGUUGUUUUUUUUUCUAUAUAAUUUAUGUGUUGAUGUGGUGAUGAGUAUUCCUUAGAUAUAAAUCUGAAAUAAAAGGUGUGUGGAAUGUG
Molecule: messenger RNA, 4225 nt
Organism: Nymphalis io (European peacock)
Lineage: Eukaryota; Metazoa; Arthropoda; Insecta; Lepidoptera; Nymphalidae
Product: nodal modulator 1
Exons: 16
Coding region: 92-3562 (1156 amino acids)
Cellular component (GO): endoplasmic reticulum membrane
Molecular function (GO): carbohydrate binding
Source: RefSeq, a predicted model, not a curated record